AUGAACAGCAACGCUGACGAGGGCGCUCUUCAGCUAGCUGCCACGCAGCGCGAAGCUGGUUGGGCAGCCUACCGGAAGGGGGCCUUCGGUGAAAUGCGCGACGCAUUCUCGGAUGCCGUAAACACCUGUGAGAGUAUCCCGCCGCCUGUGAGCACGGCGGCCAAACGAGCGCUUGCAAACUCGCUGCGCGGCCGUGCAGUUGCCCUGAACAAGAAGGGUGAUAUCGCAGCGGCGUCGCGUGACACCUCGCAGGCACUGCAGCUGCUUGCCGAGCCGGAUCUUGCUGCUGCACCUGGCAUUCAGCGGCUGCACGAAAUGUGUGUGACGUUGCAAGGUCAUUUGCGCAUGCACGAGGGCACGCCACAGUAUGAUCCUGCAGCCGCGCUGCAGCACUUUCAGCUGGCACUAGCCAUUGCGCAGGCUGACAACCGCUCAGAAAUUGAUGCAGCACCCAGCCAGCACCGCCUCGUCUCGGGGUCAUCGGGAUCAAAGCUUGACGUCACCAGUUCGCUGUCAAACAUUGGUCAGGCUGAGUUGCACUUAGGCCACUACGCGCAGGCAGAGUCUCAUUUGAGGCAAGUUAUUGAAGGUUCUGUUGUGCCCGAACGUCUCUGCGUGGCUCACGGAGUGUUGGGAUCAGUCUUUCGGCAGCAAGGCCGCUGGCUUCAGGCCAUGGAGCAUUGGCAGGAAGCACUCCGCCAGGCUCGUAUGGCGGGCGAGGUGGAUGCGGAAGCGGCAUUACUGGCGAAAAUAGCGCGUUACCAGCGGCGCGUGCCUGAACUGCAGGGUCAGCCAAGCGUCUACGCCGAUCUGUCGAGUGCCCUGCAGCGUCUCGGUCGGACGCCUGAUGCUGCUUGCAGUAUUUGCAUGGACGAGAUGCAUCUGGGCGAGGGUGUGAUCAUUCUCGAAACUUGCCUGCACGCGUAUCAUAGCGAAUGCCUCGAACAGUUCUGGCGAACUCGCGGCUAUGGCGGCGUCACGACAACGAACUGUCCGAUGUGUCAACCAUGA
Messenger RNA from Emiliania huxleyi CCMP1516, 1011 nucleotides. RefSeq lists its product as hypothetical. Gene Ontology annotation, biological process: ubiquitin-dependent protein catabolic process. The transcript has a single exon. The record is from RefSeq and is a predicted model, not a curated record. NCBI's taxonomy places the organism in Eukaryota, Haptophyta, Isochrysidales, Noelaerhabdaceae. Bases 1 to 1011 code for a protein of 336 amino acids. Gene Ontology annotation, molecular function: protein binding; ubiquitin protein ligase activity.